Rhineura floridana is the source of this 1855-nucleotide messenger RNA. It is a transcript of the gene UBE2E2, whose product is annotated as ubiquitin conjugating enzyme E2 E2. Lineage: Eukaryota; Metazoa; Chordata; Lepidosauria; Squamata; Rhineuridae. The record is from RefSeq and is a predicted model, not a curated record. Gene Ontology annotation, cellular component: nucleus. Gene Ontology annotation, molecular function: ubiquitin conjugating enzyme activity. The transcript has 6 exons. The coding region runs from base 514 to 1119 and encodes 201 amino acids. Gene Ontology annotation, biological process: protein polyubiquitination.
CCCCCGUCCAGCCCGCGCCUCCUCACGCCCUUCCUCAGCCUCCCUUUCCCUUUAAACUCGAGCUUUUGCCCCCGCCCUCGGCACGCGGCCUCGCUUUCCUGCGGCCGCGCGCAAGCGCGCUCCUCCCUUUUCUCCCUCGCUCCUGGUUUCUCAGCGAUUUUUCUUCCUCCGUCAUUCUGCAAAGCCAGCGAGCCAAAGCGCGCUUCUCCUUCCCUUCCCUCCCCCCGCUUCCAACCCCGAACUCCUGGCUCAAUUGGGCCAGUCAGGAGCGCGCGUCCGCGCGGCGGGUUUACUUUUCUUCAGGCGUAGGCGGUGGAAGCAGCUGGAGAAGUCACCGCCGAGGGAGGGUGGAAGGAAGAGUGGCGGGCGCGCAUGUCUCAGUGACCGGCCCUGAAGAGGAACUCCCCACCCCCUCACCCCUUGCUGGGCGCCCCCCUCCCGAUAAGGAUUGACACGCAGCCUACUGAAGCUGGAGAGAGACCCGCGCCUGCCCUUCCUCCCACAGAAUCUACAAUGUCCACUGAAGGGCAAAGAGUUGAUGAUAGUCCAAGCACUAGCGGAGGCAGCUCUGAUGGAGAUCAGCGGGAAGGUGUUCAACAAGAUCAAGAAAGAGAACAGGUUCAGCCCAAGAAAAAGGAGGGCAAAAUCUCUAGCAAAACGGCUGCUAAACUUUCAACUAGUGCUAAAAGAAUUCAGAAAGAACUUGCAGAAAUUACAUUAGACCCUCCUCCAAACUGUAGUGCUGGACCAAAGGGAGACAACAUUUAUGAAUGGAGAUCAACUAUACUUGGGCCUCCAGGUUCUGUGUACGAGGGAGGAGUUUUUUUCCUUGAUAUUACCUUCUCUCCAGACUAUCCCUUUAAACCACCUAAGGUUACAUUUCGGACAAGAAUUUAUCAUUGUAAUAUUAACAGUCAAGGAGUGAUUUGCUUGGAUAUUUUAAAAGACAACUGGAGUCCAGCUUUAACCAUAUCUAAGGUCCUUCUUUCCAUCUGUUCACUUCUUACAGACUGCAACCCUGCUGAUCCUCUGGUGGGAAGUAUUGCUACUCAGUAUAUGACAAACAGAGCAGAGCAUGACCGAAUGGCGAGACAGUGGACCAAGAGAUAUGCUACAUAGGAAUCUUCUGUAGAACAUGCUGGACCUGUGCAAGCACAUUCACCAAGUGCAUCAAUAGCCCUCCCCCUCUUAUUUUUAUUAUGUUUUGAAGCAUUUUGUGACAACGUUGACUACCCUCCCCCUUUCCCAUUUAUUUUUAUUAUUUUAUUUUUCUGUUCAACUUGAAAAUUGUAUCUAAAAUAUAGAUUGGGAAUUUUGGGUUACAGUGCAAGGAAUGUUGGGUCUGUAAUAGUAUAGAGCUUUGUCACAAAGCUUUGUAUAAUGUAUUUUUUCUUUAUUGUGUCUUCGGGGAAAAACAAGCAAACUCAGAAUUAUAUCUUGUUUCUACUUAAAUGUAGUGUUUAGGGUUAUUUUUUUGUACUGAAGUCUCUAAUGGUGGGUGCAUGUUAAUGGGAACAGGUUUUGUAUAAAAAAGCAUAAAACUAAGAAUCACUGUGCAUUACUAAGACUGUGUUUUAACACUAGCCUGCUGUUUCCCAAACACUAAGCUGCUGGGUUGAACCAGAUGAUAUGUAUUUUGAUUUACUUAAAAGAAAGUGCUUGUAAAUUUCUUAGGGACCUGCCACCUUUGACUGUGGAUCAGUUGAUGUACACUUGUAUUAUUAAAGCACUCAAUAAAACACUGUGGUUGAUAACAUGCACUUCUUGUAAUGCAGUGCUUUUGCUCCUUGUGUAGUGGACCCAUGUCAGCUCUGCAUGUUUCUGAACCUGCAUAUAAACUAAAGAGUCUGCCGUU